This is a messenger RNA of Talaromyces marneffei, 876 nucleotides long. RefSeq lists its product as uncharacterized. The record is from RefSeq and is a predicted model, not a curated record. The transcript has 3 exons. Gene Ontology annotation, cellular component: nucleus. The coding region runs from base 1 to 876 and encodes 291 amino acids. NCBI's taxonomy places the organism in Eukaryota, Fungi, Ascomycota, Eurotiomycetes, Eurotiales, Trichocomaceae.
AUGGCGAAGCGCAAGAGUCUCAAAGAUAAUGAUAACGAUGUCUCCAUGAGAGAUGACGACGACAGCGGAAGCGACUCGGAUGUCGAACUCGUCAAUGUCGAAUUCGAAUGGUUCGACCCCCAACCAGCGGUCGAUUUCCACGGUCUCAAGACAUUGUUGCGACAACUCCUCGACACUGAUGCGCAAUCAUUCAACUUGUCGGCGCUAGCGGAUCUCAUCCUUUCACAACCUUUGCUCGGCUCGACGGUCAAGGUGGAUGGGAACGAGACGGAUCCAUAUGCGUUUCUGUCUGUGUUGAAUAUUAGCGAACACAAGGACAAACAAGUCAUUAAAGACUUGACCAAAUAUAUUGCUCAGAAAUCCACAUCAAACCCCUCUUUGGCCCCCCUGGCGCAAUUACUCGCCGACCCCGAAAACCCACCAUCCAUCGGCCUCAUCCUGACAGAACGCCUAAUCAACAUCCCCGCUGAGGUCGUGCCGCCAAUGUACACGAUGCUCCAGGAAGAAAUCACUUGGGCCCUCGAAGAGAAAGAACCCUACAACUUUUCCCAUUAUAUCAUCCUAUCCAAAACCUACGAAGAAGUGGAAUCAAAACUGGAUGUGCAAGAAUCACGACCACAGAAAAAGAAGAAGAAGACCCCCGGGAAUAGUAGCGAGAAGUUUUAUUUCCAUCCUGAGGAUGAAGUACUUGAGAGGCAUACGUUGUGCCAUGGCACGUUUGAGUAUACGCAUAAACAAGCAGAGGGUGCGUCGGAUUCGAAGAGAGCGUUCCAAGAUUUUGGAAUUAAGCCCGCGGGGAGUCUCAUGUUGAUCGAAGAAAAGAAAUUUGGGGAUGCGGUUAAGGCGAUUACGGAUUAUUUGAAGCCGCCGGUAUGA